AAGGCACGGUGCCCUCGAGGUUGGCAGCCUCGGUGGUUUCUUCUCUGUGGGGGAAUACUAUCCUAUUACGACUCUCCUGAAGAUGCCUGGAAAGGUUGCAAAGGGAGCAUCCAAAUGGCAGUCUGUGAAAUCCAAGUUCAUUCAGUAGAUAACACACGCAUGGACCUGAUAAUCCCUGGAGAACAGUAUUUCUACCUGAAGGCCAGAAGUGUGGCUGAGAGACAGCGGUGGCUGGUGGCCCUGGGGUCGGCCAAGGCUUGCCUGACAGACAGUAGGACCCAGAAGGAAAAAGAGUUUGCUGAAAACACUGAAAACCUGAAAACCAAAAUGUCAGAACUAAGACUCUACUGUGACCUUCUUGUUCAGCAAGUAGAUAAAACAAAAGAAGUGACCACAACUGGCGUGUCCAAUUCUGAGGAGGGAAUUGAUGUGGGAACUCUGCUGAAAUCAACCUGCAACACUUUUCUGAAGACCUUGGAAGAAUGCAUGCAGAUCGCAAACGCAGCCUUCACCUCUGAGCUGCUUUAUCGCACCCCCCCAGGAUCGCCACAGCUGGCCAUGCUCAAGUCCAGCAAGAUGAAACAUCCUGUUGUUCCGAUCCAUAAUUCAUUAGAAAGGCAAAUGGAAUUGAACAAUUGUGAAAAUGGAUCUUUAAAUAUGGAAAUAAAUGGUGAUGAAGAAAUCCUAAUAAAAAAUAAGAACCCCAUAUAUUUGAAAUCUGCAGAGAUAGACUGCAGCAUAUCAAGUGAAGAAAACACAGAUGAUAAUAUAACAGUCCAAGGUGAAAUAAUGAAGGAAGAUAGAGGGGAAGACCUGGGAAAUCAUGACAGCUCCUUGGUUCAGCAUGGAUCGGAUUCCUCAAGUUACUCUUCAGAAUCCCUCCGGGAAGAAGGCAAAGAAGUUAUCCCAACUUUCUUCAGUACCAUGAACACCAGCUUCAGUGACAUUGAACUUCUGGAAGACAGUGGCAUUCCCACAGAAGCAUUCUUGGCAUCAUGUUAUGCUGUGGUUCCGGUACUAGAUAAACUUGGCCCUACAGUGUUUGCACCUGUUAAAAUGGAUCUUGUUGGAAAUAUUAAGAAAGUAAAUCAGAAAUACAUAACCAACAAGGAAGAGUUUACUACGCUCCAGAAAAUAGUGCUGCACGAAGUGGAGGCCGACGUGGCCCGGGUUAGGAACUCUGCUACCGAAGCCCUUUUGUGGCUGAAGAGAGGUCUCAAAUUUUUGAAGGGAUUUUUAACAGAGGUGAAAAACGGGGAAAAAGAUAUCCAGACAGCCCUGAAUAACGCAUACGGUAAAACACUGCGGCAGCACCACGGCUGGGUGGUUCGAGGGGUUUUUGCGUUAGCUCUGAGGGCAGCUCCAUCCUAUGAAGAUUUUGUGGCUGCGUUAACCAUAAAGGAAGGCGACCACCAGAAAGAAGCUUUCAGUCUUGGGAUGCAGAGAGACCUCAGCCUUUACCUCCCUGCCAUGGAAAAGCAGCUGGCCAUCCUGGACACGUUGUACGAGGUCCAUGGGCUGGAGUCUGACGAGGUGGUAUGAUGGCUGCAGGACGGCGCCUCACAACUUCAGGGAAUAAAGUUUGCAAAAGUUCUUUGUUGCCCUACUUAAUUUCCAGCAACAGCUUCAGCCCUCUCCAGUCCCUUUACUUGAGGGGGAUGGAGAGGAGGAGGCAAAACCCAGUGCUUUUAUAUAUGAUUUUUUUAAAUGCAUAUAUGUUUCGUGUUUUUAAAAAUCAAGGUGCUAUAUAUUUCAGUUCUACAGGCCUACUGGAAACCAAAUCAUUGCUACUAUAGACUUGAACAGCAAGUUUUAAGAGCAGAUUUGACAAAUGAAUAUGUUGUUAUUGUGUUUUGUAUUGGGUUUAGUUUUUAAUAGGCUGCUGAAACCCAAGCUGGAAAGAAACAGAUUCUGUAUCAAGGAUUACGCAUAGUCAGUGUUUUAGCCAACUUAGAAUUAGACUCGCAGUGUGAGUUCCUUUGUUGACAUGAUCACAACACAGCGUUGGUACUCCCAAGAUGUUUUCCAGUGGAUCCUCUUCUCCAUGGCUCGGUUGGUGAGAAGAGCCUAUGUGGUGAAAAUGUUGAGGUCAUUGCAUCACCAUUUGAUUAUGGGAGAUGAAGACAUGGACAGAGUGGCUGUCCUCCUGGUAGCAGGAGAAUGCAGCUACGGUGAGAUGAGCAGUGUGGAGCACAGUAUAGUGGGACAGGUCAUUUGUGAUGACACCUACCUAGUGCCCACCCUUUGCCAUCAUGUUUCCUGUGCAUGAUCACAAUGGGACAUCAUAAUGUAACCGUGAUAUUCAAAGGGAUUUUUACCCCAUUAUUACUUCCAAGGUUUGGAAGUUGAGGGAUCUGGUCCUGGUCACAUGGUCUCUAAGUACAGGAGCCAGGAUGAUUUGCAGGUGUGAUAUGGACCGCCUCAGCAUCAGUCACAUGGAUUGCAUGUUCAUAGGGCAGAUUCCCAGGCCUUUCCUUGCCCUGAAGAACUGGAAUCUGGAAGGUGGGACUAAGAAUCCACAUUUGAAUGAACUUCUCAAGUGAUUCUUAGGCACUUAGGCUGGAAGAACUGGUAGGUUAAAUUGUAGGUUAUCGAAUUCCUAGUCUUGCAGGAACUUAAUAAUAUGUCCUUUUUUUCAAAGGAAGAGGAAAUCAUUUAAAUAGUUAAAUGGAGAGUGAGAAAUGGAUCAAGUUUACUCAACAGUGUUCUUAGAGGAAACACUAUUGGCACCUGGCAGCAGGCCCCAGUAUUGUGUUCAGGGGCCACAACUUUGAAUCUGCGCUCUGUUCAGUCUUGGUUUAAUCACUAGGAGUACAGAGCAGGCUAAAUGGAGCUGCAUAUCAGCUCAGAAGUUGGGACAGUGUCAGAGUUUAAAGAUAGGACUUCAGUUAUUUCCUCCAACCACAUUGGGUUGGGUGUUCUCCUGCAGGGUGAUGUCCAUGCUGUGGACUCUAGACUCUCCAUAGACCAAGCUGCCUGGUGUGUGUAGGUGAGAAGCUGUGGGAGCCUUCUCCAUUAGAAGCUGUUUCCUUCUGGUAAUAGAAAGGGAGGAUCCGGCCUAAGGUAGCUCCUCCAGGUAGAAGGUGGGGUCCUCUGAAGAAUAGGGAAUUGAGUUGCUCUGGAUGCCCUGCCUGCUCUGCAUCCAUACUUGUCAGAGAGGUUCCUGUAGAGAGGGAUGUUAAUUUUGUCUUUGGUCUGUCUUUAAACAAAUGGGCAUUUAUUUAGCGCAAAUUAGUGAAGCAGGUAUUUUACCCAUAUAAGGACUUUUGGAAAAUACUCAAACUUAGAAAAGAACAAUGUAUAUUUAUUUGAAGGUCAAGGAGUCAAGGGAGCCAAGUGACGUGGUUCAUAUUGUAUUUUAGCAUUUGCUGUUGGCGGCUACUGAAGUGUGUUACUUUACUCCCGUGAGUACUUCGUGUCGCUUUCCUUUUCUGGCCAGUAUGAAUAUGAUGGUGGAACUAGGGCAUAAUUUAGACGUCCCGCCCUUGACAUAGCUGCAUAAAAGGGAAAGGGAAAAAGCAGGCAGGCUUUGCUUGUACUUUGAGGACACUUUAGGCCUGGUGCCCUCAGGAGGGGAUGCACCAGGAGGUGGUUAAGUGUUGUAAAGCAUGACCUUUCUGAGCACCUGCUGGUGCUCCUCGUCACCUCUGAUGAGCUUCUGUGGCCUCUGGGAAGAUGGGGGCUCUCUGAAAAUACCUCAGUUUGCCACAGAGACUGAGUACACA
Messenger RNA from Tupaia belangeri chinensis (Chinese tree shrew), 3725 nucleotides. It is a transcript of the gene PLEKHA8, whose product is annotated as pleckstrin homology domain containing A8. The coding region runs from base 115 to 1542 and encodes 475 amino acids. The transcript is spliced from 14 exons. The record is from RefSeq and is a predicted model, not a curated record. Gene Ontology annotation, biological process: intermembrane lipid transfer; ceramide transport. NCBI's taxonomy places the organism in Eukaryota, Metazoa, Chordata, Mammalia, Scandentia, Tupaiidae. Gene Ontology annotation, cellular component: cytoplasm; membrane; cytosol. Gene Ontology annotation, molecular function: ceramide 1-phosphate transfer activity; ceramide 1-phosphate binding.